Molecule: messenger RNA, 633 nt
Organism: Clunio marinus
Lineage: Eukaryota; Metazoa; Arthropoda; Insecta; Diptera; Chironomidae
Source: the annotation of a GenBank genome assembly
CAACAAUUACAAGAAUUAGGAAUGAGACUGAGAUGUUUAGAUGACGGCAGUUCUGAUCAAGAUGAUCUGCUUGAUGAUGAUGAGGAUAGAUUAAUAUUGGAUCGGUCGCCUGACGAGACUGGCUCACAAGACAAUGAUUUAGAUGACUUGGAUUCCGAUGAUGACAUGGAUGGAACGAUGGCAAGUGAUGGAGAACGAAUAAUUUAUCCCUGGAUGAAGAAAAUUCAUGUUGCUGGCGUGGUGAGUGGCCAAUACUCGAUGCAUGACAUACCAAAGCGACAGCGCACGGCUUACACACGUCAUCAGAUACUGGAGCUUGAAAAGGAAUUUCAUUAUAAUCGCUAUUUGACAAGGCGCCGUCGAAUUGAAAUCGCUCACACAUUGGUUCUCUCUGAACGUCAAAUUAAAAUAUGGUUUCAAAAUAGACGAAUGAAAUGGAAAAAGGACAAUAAAUUACCAAAUACUAAAAACGUGAAAAAGAAGAACCCCGAUGGUUCCGUUCAGGUCACUCCUGGCACGGGAAAGAAGGGUAAACGUGGAGGUAACAAAAAGCAACAGCAACAACAGCAAACCACCCAAAGCGAGGUAAAAAUGGAAAUGUUUAAAGAUGACGAUUUUCAUGCCUUACUCUAA